Messenger RNA from Tribolium castaneum (red flour beetle), 802 nucleotides. RefSeq names its product Vacuolar protein sorting 28 (gene Vps28). Gene Ontology annotation, biological process: protein transport to vacuole involved in ubiquitin-dependent protein catabolic process via the multivesicular body sorting pathway. Gene Ontology annotation, cellular component: ESCRT I complex. NCBI's taxonomy places the organism in Eukaryota, Metazoa, Arthropoda, Insecta, Coleoptera, Tenebrionidae. The record is from RefSeq and is a predicted model, not a curated record. The transcript has 4 exons. Gene Ontology annotation, molecular function: protein-containing complex binding. Bases 99 to 743 code for a protein of 214 amino acids.
CUUAUUCUACGGUCAAAUGUCAAACAAACGUCAAAGUGACAACCAUUGUUCUGUAAUCAAUAAAAAUAGUUUAAGAAAACACAAAUAAUCAAUAAAGAAUGUCGGUUAAUCCAGAAAAUCGUCCAGAAUUGUACGAGGAAGUCAAAUUGUACCACAAUGCUCGUGAAAGAGAGAAAUACGAUAAUCUAGCUGAUUUGUUCGCUGUGAUUAACACAUUACAGCAAUUAGAGAAAGCCUAUAUACGAGAUUGUGUAACUCCGAAGGAAUAUACAGGGGCCUGUAGCAAACUGCUGGUGCAAUACAAGGCAGCGUUCAGACAAGUCAAAGGAGAUGAGUUUCCCACGGUUGAUGCUUUUGUUCGCAAAUAUCGAUUGGAUUGUCCCGCUGCGUUAGAAAGGAUAAAGGAGGAUAGGCCUAUUACUAUCAAAGAUGAUAAGGGUAACACAAGUAAAUGCAUUGCUGAUAUUGUUUCUUUGUUUAUAACCAUCAUGGAUAAGUUGAGAUUAGACAUAAAAGCCAUGGAUGACUUGCAUCCAGAAUUGAGAGAUUUGGUGGACACUAUGAACAGAUUGAGUAUCAUACCGUCUGACUUUGAAGGGAAACAAAAGGUGACAGAGUGGCUUAACACAUUGAACAACAUGCAAGCGUCGGACGAAUUAUCAGAUUCGCAAAUACGGCAAUUACUUUUUGAUCUGGAGAGCUCUUAUGCCGCUUUUAAUAAGCUUUUACACAAUUCAUCAUAAUUUUUUAUUUGAAUGUUAAAACACAUUUUUAUAAUAAAAUACGCUUAUGAUACAACUUA